UAAAAGUUAUAAUCUAACCAAUUUGUAUGAACGUCAAGAAUCAUGUGAGAAAAAUAAGACGUUGAUAAAUAAAUUUAGAAUUUAUUCUAUUUGCUAUUUUUCAUCACUGUUUUUUAUCACUUUCACGAGUGUGCUGAUAGACAGCUAAUUGUAUAUCCAGUGAAUCACUUGAAACCUGACACAAAAACAGUAGACAUUCUUUUUCCUGCGCAGGAAAACAGCGUGCUCACCUUCUUACGUGCUGUGAGAAGAAUGCUGCUACGGUCUUUUGAAUCUGGUUGUCAACAGAGAGUGCGACCUUGAUCUUCAUCUGUUCAGACAGCGAGUGCAUUUUAGUGCCAAGAACUCAAAUUUUAACAUCAUUUUUUUUAAAGAAAAAGCCAGUGUUUGAGUUAAAAAAAUUUUAAUAAAUUCUAGUCCAUUAUUCUUCUAACAAAAUUUUAAAAUUCAUAUUUUAUGGAGCAUUCGAUCAUCUCAGCUACAGAGAACUCAGUUUUGAAGUGUUAAGCUUUCUUUUUCCAAUAACUGACUAAUAAGUCAUAGAACUAUCGAUAUAAGAACUUGGCAUCCAAGUAUAACCUAUUUUUAAAUAUUAGCACUAUUUUUUAGACUUGGAGUGUGUUUAGAUGACAGUUGGGUUGUGAUAUUAUAGAUUCAUCAUAGAAGUGUUGCAGUUGCAUAUUUUCGCGGAUAAUAUAUCAUAUGAUGAAAUAGCUGUUUUCAUUUUUAUUCAGUGACAUCAUUCAGAAAUAGCUAUUAUUCACUAAUAACACCAUAUAGGAUAUAACAAGCAUUGUUACUACAUCAGUAGUAUAAUCUAAGCUUUCUGCUUAAGAAUCAACGUGACAUUUCAAAGUUCGAUCACAAAUAGUGAUCCAGCCUCUGAAUUCAUAAAGAAAAAUAAUAACAAUCAAGAUGACGCCCUACGUUGUGUAUGAGGAAGAUAGUGACGGACGCCCUGUGCCCCAGAAGCCCAAGUCUAUCAUGGUUGGGGCUGCAAAUGGAUAUACUAAUGGCAAUGUCAAUGGUGGUGUAAACGGUAGUAUGAAUGGUGGCGUCAACGGCAGUAUGAAUGGUGGUGUCAAUGGCAGCGUUAAUGGUGGCGUGAAGCAGCAAGUCAACGGGAGCGCCAUCCACUUGGUGUCCAAGGAUGAAGAUGCUGUGGAAACUCCCGACAGCCUACCGUCUCGUUCUUCCGUUUCCGGUAGGAGCAUCAUCGGAAAUGGAAAAAACGGAAGAAGCGGUGCAUUGAAAAGGGUGUCCUUCGGAAGUUCAAAGGGCUCCAUGGUCGAGACCCUGGUCUACGACCACCAGGAAGACCUGUCCGAGCUGCCCGCUUUCCUCACAGCUGCCCCAGUCACUAAUGGGGAAGAGUCUCGCGUGCACCCCGCGAAGGUGCGCGUCAAGUUUAUCGAGAGUCAGCACGUGGCACAGGUGACCUGUGCUCCACCCUCGCCCGACGUCACCUUAGAUUUCGGAUCCGACACCAUGACAUCACCCACUUCAGAGCACUCGCCCGACUACCACAGGCAGAUCAGCCACGAAAGUGGUGUGGACAACCCUUUCCGACCGGACGGUGAGCUGAGCCGCGAAGCGGAAACCAUCGUUAACUUGAUCAAAGAGGGCAAACCUAUCACCCCUGUCAAAGGAGAAGAGAUGGACGGCGUGGUGGUCAACGGUGUCUCCCAUGACCAGACGGACUCUGUCACCGCCCCCAACGGACAGCAGGUCACGGAGGUGGUCAUCACCCCUCAGAGUACCGCCCCCCUCCAAUCAAAGGCAAAGGGUGGAGCCAACGGCACUACGCCCAAGGACGCGGCCCCUGCUCCUGGCAUCGUCGAGGUCCAGCGCGGAGUCAUCGUGCCUCCCACAGAUGCUCCCGCCGUCGAGCAGGUCAUCAUCAAGAAGAAGCCAAAAUGCAAGUGCUGUGUCAUCCAGUAGUGCGCAUGCGUGUGUGUUCUGGACCGCCCGCAGGACAGUGUGCAGGCUGCUGCAGCGGAUCUCUUUUAGGCUUUCAGUGCGUUCCUCGCUAAGCUGGAGUGGUGAUAUACGGUUUUGAAAAGAAAAAAAAGUGGAUCUGAUGGCUGAAUCGGAGCUUCUUUGACCACUUCACAGCAGAUGAGGAUUAUAAAUAUGAAAAGGACUAAUAUAUAUUACACACACCAGUGACGAUAUUUUAUUUUCAGCAUUUGCUGUGUUUCGCUUUUAUGCCUUCGACAUCAUUUUCUAGAGUUCUUGCUAUGCAAUACCACAUAGGGACUCUUGUGUUUGGAACUGUGAAGCCUAGUCUUUUGAAUGUCGUGGUAGUGAUCUGUGUAUGGAUAAUGAAAAGUAGUGUGUUGUCUUGCAAGUUAUGAGAUUUAGAAUUUUUUAAAAUUAGGUUUUAAAUUGUUUCAUACAUUUUUAAUUUAAGAGGUUGUAGUUAAUGUGUGAUGAAUUUAUAUUUCCAUUUAAGAUAUUUUUUAAUGUACUAAUAUGCAGUAAUUUCAAAAUAUUUAUUAUGAAUUUUUUUAAAAAAGAUUUUAAAUUUUUAUGAUUAAUGUCUUAUAUUUUCUUCCAUUUCACAUUAUUUGUGAUUGUCACUUAUGUGUAAUAGAUGUACAUAAAUUAACUUGCAUAUAUUAAUUUUUACAUUGCUAAAUGUAAUGUUGCACUUUUAACUGCUUAUUCGUAAAAAGCAUGUACUUAAAUUAGUAUUAUCUAAAGUGAUAAAAUAAUUACUGUAUGCGUUAUCUAUAUGAGAAUAAUAAAAUUUGAUUUAACUGUCAGUCAUUUUAUUAUGUGAAUUUAAAACAAAUUUUAUUCUAAUUAAUGAAAUAAUUAUUCUCAUUUAAGAUGCAUUGUUGUAAAAAGACUACUUUUGAAAUAGCUAAAUAAGUAAUAAUAUUUGUAUAAAGAGUAUACAUUAUCUUAAUUUUAAAAUUGUUUACUGAAAUUCAGUAAGAUUAUUAUAAAAAAAUGUGUACAGUUAUUUAAAGAUUUUGUUUUAAAUUGUGUAAGAUGUUAUAUAAUUGGAAUAUGAAACUAAUUUAAAUAUUUCUUAAUACAGUUUUGGCAUAUAUUGCUGUUUAUCAGAUAGGAAACCGUUGAGAUCUUGUAUAUUUUGAGCCCUUUGUGCAGCUUUUCGUUUUAUGAAAGAAGUGUAUGAGUACAUGUGUGCAUACACAUAGCACAGCAUGCACUGCAUAAUGUAGUGAAAAUGUGGUAUUGCAUAGUGAAUUGCAUCAAUUUCUAGGUUUAGAUCUUUCACGCCGGGUGAAGGUUGGACUAUUGUUACAAACAAAACGCUUCUUAUUGCUUGGAAAAACAAGUAGAUGCAAACAACUGCAGAACCAAGAGAAGAUAUCUAUUUAAUAUAUUCGUACGAUGCUUCAUAUUUUCUGUACUUUAAUUGAAGUGAUUUUUGUAAGUCGUGUAUUUUAAUUCUGCCGUCAAAAGUUUUAUUCAUUGUACAGAUAAAAAAAAAAAAAAAAAAAAAAAUCAAAGCAGGCAAAGAAAUUUUGGUACAUUUCUGGUAACUGUAUAUGGAUUAUUUAUCCUUUACAUUUGAGAGAUCUAGUUUGGAGCAGUUAUAGAACGUGAUAGGCCAAAAAAUUUACUUUUAAAUGGAAGAUGUUUUUUAUUGUUGUAUAGUGAAUUAUUGUCUGCAACAGUUAUGCUUAUUUCUUUGCUGUGUCAUCAUCUCUUCCAAUUUGUGCUCGACACAAGAACUGUUCUUACAAAGAUGUCAAUGCAGAAGUGACCAUUGCCAUUAGAAAAGCAUGAAAUUAAGUUGUUUUAAAACAAUCGAACAUCAAAUGCUGCAGAAUAUCCUUUAAAAUUCGAUUCAUAUCAAGAAAAUACAUUUUCACUGUAGUUACUAACGAUUCAAGAUCCCAAUAGCGAAAAGAUAUUGUAUGUUAUUGAACAAUUUUUGCAAUAUUGUACUAUAUUCUUGGAAAUUAUUGUGCAAUGUUGUAUAAAUAGUGUUAUACAAUAUUAUGUAGAUUCUUGGUGCUGCCUGGGUUAGUUAUAAAUAGAAAGUGAUGGGACACUACAUAAUCUUUCAACACAUUUUAAGUUCCAAUAAAAUCUCCAUGAAAUGAAGCAGCUUCCAUUUAAAUUUGGGCUUUAUUGCUUAGAAUAUUAAUUACUGUUCAGAUUUAAAUUCUGUUUAAAUAUGUGAAUUACUUUUAAAUGCAUUUGAUCAUAUUGGAGUUUUGGAUAUGUAUAAUUAAUUUUGCUUGCUAACUUAUAUUGUUACUGGCUAUAAUUCCUUUUUCUCUUACAUUUGAAAAUUUUUACAGUUGUGAAUCCAUUAAAAACUUAAGAAAGUUUUUUAAUGCUCUAUUUUUUAUGAUUCUGUGCAAUAUAUAUUUUUUUUGUUUAAUUAUGAUGUUAUUCUGAGUAUUAGCUAAAUUAUAGAUUCAUUAUUAUUAAAAUUUAGAAUUAUUAUAUUAUUUAAAGAGUAAAAUCACAUGCUAUCCUAUCAUUUAACAUAUCCUGUAUUUAGUAAAGCAAUUUUUAUUUAUAAGAGCUGAUGUUCGAUUUAAUCAUGAUUCAGAUAUAGAUUCUGAAUCUUAUUUUCUAAUGGCUUUGGUUUCUAUUGCUGCGUAAUAGUUAUUUUGUGACAUAAGGAAAUGUGUUAUAUUUCUUCUAGACAUUUCUGUGAAAAAUAAUUCUUUAGGAUGAAUAUAUGCACAUUUUAUUUUUAAUAAGUAUUACUAUAUGUGAUCUUGAACAUGUAGCAGUUAGAUCACUCAAAGAUUCCUGGUAUCUUGCUACAGCAUUAACGUAUUACCGAAAAAAUUUCUUGGACCUGAUAAAAAUAAGAAAAUGUGUUUUAACCGAAAGUGGGAAAACUGAUUCAAUUGUGUUCAAGAAUUUUAAAAAAGCAACUAUUUUUUUCCCAUUUUUUUUCUGUAAUUUCUUUAUAAUUAAUGGUUAAUAUAUUUAACAAAAAAAAAAAGUUUUUUAAAUGCAUUUCUUCGAAAAUUGAACCAUGACAUUGUGAAUAAUUAUAUAUCAGCUAGAUUUUUCUUUUGUAUUUGAAUGAGAGAAUAUUGAUUUAAAUAUAUUUUGAACAGUGCAUUGACUUGUAUUCAUUUUGUUCAUUUUAAAGCUUUUGUUGUUGAUAGAUAUUUACAGUUUUUACAUUGCAAAGUUUUUGUUUCUGUUCAGAUGUUAUGUUCUGUUAGUAGAUUAUUUGAUGUAAUAUUUUAAAACUCUUUUUAGUUUGUUACUUCAUAUUUCCCAGUUAAUGAUUUGGAAAAUUAAAAAUUUGUACAAAGCGAUUCUUUUUUUUUUUUUAAUUCUAUAAAUUACUAUUUUAGUAAUUGAAAAUUUGUAAAGCACUAAAAUUAUCUUUAUUUCUUUUAAAUUAUUGAAAUUAUAUUUUAUAGAACUUUAUUAAAUAGUAUGUUCCAUUUGACUUUUUUCAUUUUUUUUUUCCUCUCUUUUUGCAUCUCGUUUGUUUAGAGCAUGAUGUGUAUUUCUUUCUAAAAUAAAAACUGAUCCUGGAAGCUGUAUAAAGUCAUUUUUGAAAUAGUAAAGGAAUAAAACUAAUCUGACUUUG
Argiope bruennichi is the source of this 5554-nucleotide messenger RNA. RefSeq lists its product as uncharacterized. The coding region runs from base 916 to 1941 and encodes 341 amino acids. The record is from RefSeq and is a predicted model, not a curated record. The transcript is spliced from 4 exons. NCBI's taxonomy places the organism in Eukaryota, Metazoa, Arthropoda, Arachnida, Araneae, Araneidae.